CAAGAAUGCUUGUCCAGGUUACACUCGCGCGCCGUCCCCAUUUGCGGCUGACUGCCGAAGAGGGGAAGCUCCCAGUCAGCCAUCCCAUCAUCCCCCGGAUUUCUCAGGGUUCUAUUUCUUUAGUUCCGAGGGCUCCCGAUUAAUUUUCCCAAUUUUGAUUACGUACCAGAAACGACUAAAUGCUCACACUUCAAGGGGUUCAUACUAUAACGAUGACCCUCAUCCACUAUGGCGGGGCGUUUACCUCUAUCGCAACCCUGCCAGACAUGCGGAACGAAUGCCGAAAAGACGUUUACCUGCAUCCAGUGCAAUAACCUCGCCUUCUGUGAUUCUUGUUGGGCCAAAUGGGUCUUGCACACACCGGGUGCCGUCGGUUGGAACGGUAAACCGCAUGAGAAAGCGGACCCCCUAGUCCUGCACCGGCUACGUCAAAUCUUGGAACCAACACGCACGGAAGCAGAGCACGAGUCCGAGCUCCUCGAAGACCGCGAUACGACAUGGUUCGGAUUCGGUCGCGAUGCCUCUGGUCAUCCCCUAUUCCGAGACUUCGGGCGAUUCGCCGCGAUUAUGAGCGAAACAGCUACCGAUGAGACAGCAGAACGAUACCCCCAAUUAGCUACAUUCAUUGGAGAAACUGGUGUUGGGAAGAGCACCCUAAUAAAACUCCUUAUUGACCGCCAUGACUUGACGGAUCCCGAAGGUGUUAGUUACUAUGCACCCGUGACAUCCUCCAGCCAUGAUCGCAUUUCUACUACAGGCGAUGUUCACCUAUACGCGGACCCCUCAACAUUAUACACUACCCACCCAUUGCUCUUGGUCGAUUGCGAAGGCCUUAGCGGAGGAGAGGCCAUUCCGAAACAGCUUCGACAUGGUCAGCAGGGUUCAAGUAGGACUGAUUCAGAUGAUGUCGGCACCAGCAGACCUUGUUUGACCAGAAAGAUCGCAUGGGCAGAUACCCCAUACACACAGAAGAGAGAGUACGCCGUCAGCCAGCUAUAUCCUCGCAUCCUCUACACAUUUUCGGAUGUCGUGGUCUUCGUCCUACGAAACCCUAGGUCAUUCGAGUCGGUCGUCCUUGAUAAGCUAAUACGAUGGGGCGCAGCUUCCAUUGAUAAAUCACUCAACCAGCCCGUGCUUCCCCACGCGAUUAUCGUCUUCAAUGCCACCGACAUCAACGUUGACGAGAAAGAGUGGGAUGUCAAUAAGGCCACGCAGAUGUUAAUGACGGAUAUUCAAGAUGCUAUCUUGCGUGAGCCGGCUUUGCAGGAACAUGUACACACAUGGCGAAGGCGCGGCAAGACUAUAAAAAGCGCGAAGGAACUCCUCGAGUGUUAUUAUGCUUCUAUAAGUGUUGUCCGAAUACCGUACAAGGGCUCCUAUAUGCUCAUGAACGAGCAAGUCGGAAAGCUCUGCGACCUGCUUAAGGACCACUGUAAGGCUUCAUACCUAAGGAAGAGACAGGUACGGAUGCUAGCGAAUACGGAGAAGCUCCAAUUUUACCUCCAAGCGGCAUACGAUCACUUCACCAAAGACCUCAACACACCAUUUGAUUUCGUCAAAGAAACCCUUCGACAUAGUCCCAUCUCCCGAAACUUCGAGGGUAACAUAUUAAACUUAGCGCUAGCGAUUAAGGAAAAGACAUGCGAUCCGUUUCUCGCUGGUGAUGCGGAGCAGAUCUUCCGAGCUAUGGGUCCGAUGAUAGCAUCGUGUGUUAUGCUUGAUGCCGUCCGCCAAAACCUACCAGGCAGCGCAGCUCGUCUUCUCGAUGACCGGUACGCGAAACCGUGCGCUGGGGCAUUGCAGACAUUCGCCGAUCUUUAUUGCCCUUGUAGCUUUACGAACGCUUCAUACGAUGGAGACCUUGGUCAAUGCUGCAAUGUCAGGUCCGGGCACAACCCUAAGGGACAUCAGAAUAAACAUGGAAAAAUCAUUGGCAACGGAGAUUACGAGUCUAACUUCAAUGCUUCGGAUUUUAGGCCGACCUGGGAAGAGUUGCUGAAAGCAAGCCUGGCUCAAGUCCAAUCUUCCUGUUACAAGCUUGGACAAGACUUCGUAGACAGGAACGAACUACAGAUUGCCGCUAUCCUCCACCAAGAGCGACUCAACGAGCUGUAUUCAAACAUAUUGGGCUCCGCUAACAAAUUCAUCAGUUACUCUGCGUGUCUUUGCUGUUUAAGAGAACUGCCUGAGUGCGCUCUGCCCUGUGGACAUGUUCUCUGCUUCCCUUGUAUCCAGAUAUACGGAGCCAGGACGUCAAGAACCACGAUUGAGAUCAGUCACUGCCCAUUACAUGUUCGCGAUGUUAUUGCUAGCCCACCUUGGAUCAUCACGACAAAACCGCGGUACGCUGGGAGUCGAGUUCUGUGCCUCGAUGGCGGUGGUAUCCGAGGUAUAAUUCAACUCCAAGUCCUAGUAGAGAUUGAGAAGGUCCUAGGCCCAGAUUUACCCAUUCAACUAUUUUUUGAUCUAAUCGUCGGAACGAAUGCGGGUGGUAUCAUCGCGAUUGCGCUGGGAGUUAAGAAAUGGACUGUCAACGCCACAAUGGAGAAAUUCAAAGAUCUGUGCAACGAAGGAUUCACUCCUAGAGAGAUGACUAGUGUCCCAAUAUUUGGUGCAUUAUCUAGUCUCUAUCAUGGUAGUCUAUAUAAGACGAAGCCUUUCGCAAAAGCUCUCAAGAGAUAUCUGUCGGAUCAGCCCUUCUUCGGGAACGCUAUUCAUCGAUCCCGCGUGGUUUCCUCGACCAAGGUUGCUGUUACGGCCUCGACGGGCAUAGAGCGACAACCUGUCGUCUUCGCGAACUAUAAUCGGCUGGAUCUACCUAGAAAAAGACUUCCCUAUAAAUUUGUUCGGUCGGAUUCGCCAUCGAGGGAAAUGCUCAUUUGGGAAGCCGCCCGAGCUACCUCAGCUACACCCCCUUUCUUCAAGCCGUACCUCAAGGCCGAAACGAAUCAAGAAUACGCCAACAACGAUCUGCGUUAUUCAUGUCCAGUAACGGUGGCUCAUUACGAAGCUAAAUCAAUAUGGAGCGACAUAGCAGACUCCCCUCCCGACAUAAUGCUUUCCAUCGGCACGGGUAGAAACGUAGGCGACCGACAUAUAGACGACUCGAAUGCAUACCGAUCAUCGCGAUCCCUGACGAAUGAGACUGUUACUACCACUGGUCUUGGCACCAGUGCUGUAAUCAGACAAGGCCGGGGUGGAGCUGGGAAUUACUCCAAACGACAGACCACACCGACAUCGCCUAUAGCGGAUGGCGCAAGUUUAUGGAAAGCCGCUACUGCGAGCGGAUACGUCGUCCGAGAUCCUAAAACACCUAUGCUGGUGUCUUUCAAUAACCCGGUCCCGAGCCAGACGGAAAAAUUGAAUGAUCAACGGCAAUGCGAGAUAACUUGGAAUCGCUUCAUGUCUAGCAGUACGAUGAAGGAUGAGGAGACCCGUCGACGGUAUAUGCGCAUAUGUCCGGAACUCUUAGUUAGGCUACCAAAGUUCGACGAAGUGCAGAGAAUGGACUCGGUAGAGCGGGAGACUGCGGAGGUCCUACGACAGAAUCGACAAGAUAUCGUUGAAGCCGCGCAUAGACUCGUCGCUAGCACGUUCUUUUUCGAGAAGGAUCCGAGUGGUGUAAAGCAGACUGCUUCUGGAUACACUUGCACAGGAUCGGUCUUUUGCCGAUUCCGAUCAUCCUCUUCCGAACUCAAGGCUCUAGGUUGGUUUCUUAUCUCGCGACUAGAUGGUGAUUUCGAGCCAUACUUCUUGCUUGAAGUACAGGAAGAGGCUGGCGCACCGUGGGCCCCACGACAGAUUAUCCUAACGAAUUCAGUAUUGGAAGACAUGCAUCUGCAAGGAAAUUUUGACCUCAAUCCCGUUAGGAUCAACUCUGCGACGGAACACGCUCAAAUUACGAUAUCACUCUGUUUACAAACCCGUCCCUAUCCAAGCGGCGUCACGAUCCUACCUAUCAGCGGUUUUCCGCGGAAGCUCAUGAGCGAAGAUAGUGGCGGGCUUCUUUAUCAAAGUGGUUCAUCGUCUUCCCGAGCACGCUCCUCUAUCGUCGAUAAAUGGCCAUCGAUAUCGACAGGUGCGGCUAUGGCUUUAAGAGGAGCCCAACGAGAUUCAAUCCCGAGCCCUGCACUCAGCAUCGACUCACUUGGAAAGUUGGAGCUUGAUGGAGACUCGAAAUUUCGUGCUGAACUAGAGGGUUAAGAUGGUAAUGCUUGGAGUAAUAGAGGUAUUGGAAUUUAUGGAUGGGACCAACGCCAUGUAAUAAUCGCAGUAAUGUCGUUUGAAAUUUUAUAUGCUGCGCUAAUCACCACCUAAUCACUGGACAGGCGCGGAAGACUUGAUCACCGGGAUAUCAUUCAUGAGCAUCCCAGGUAUUGAUAGUAUAAAAAUAAAGUGCAUUAUGUAAAUGCUUA
Annulohypoxylon maeteangense is the source of this 4415-nucleotide messenger RNA. RefSeq names its product FabD/lysophospholipase-like protein. Bases 229 to 4203 code for a protein of 1324 amino acids. Lineage: Eukaryota; Fungi; Ascomycota; Sordariomycetes; Xylariales; Hypoxylaceae. Gene Ontology annotation, cellular component: membrane. The transcript has 12 exons. Gene Ontology annotation, biological process: arachidonate metabolic process. The record is from RefSeq and is a predicted model, not a curated record.